GCGGUAGCUGCUGACGUCUUCAUCAUGCAACUGUCCGCCCUAGCUUGUUUGCUGUCGCUAUACGCUUUGCCCCUGCUUUGCGAGGCUACCACCGUACCACAAAAGAACAGCAAGGUUCCCCCUGGGUUUGUGACAACCAAGGGGAAAGAGUUCGAACUGGAUGGGAAGCCUUUCGCUUUCGUGGGUGCAAACUCUUACUGGCUUCCUCUUUUGACUAGCCAGUCGGACGUGGAUGCUACGCUCGAGUCGAUGAAACAGGCUGGCGUCAAGGUACUCCGUACCUGGGGUUUCAACGCUAUCAAUGAAACAGAACUGCAGGGUGCACUCGAAACGAACCUGACAUACUAUCAGGUUUGGAACAGCAGCCAGUGGCUCCUCAAUGACGGACCCCAGGGAUUACAGCGCCUUGAUAACGUCAUUGCUUCGGCAUCCAAGCAUGACAUCAAGGUUAUCGUCGCAUUCACCAACAACUGGGUUGGAUAUGGCGGCUCUGACCUCUACGUCAACUGGAUCGCCGGAGCUGGUCAACCACAUGAUGUUUUCUUCACGGACUCUCGAAUCAUCGCCUCCUAUCAAGCCUACGUGAAGACAAUCGUGGAACGCUACAAGAAUUCUUCGGCCAUAUUCGCGUGGGAGCUCAUGAAUGAGGCCCGAUGCGUGAGUGAUACCCUCCCGGCGGGUCCGGCUUGUGUACCAGGUUCCAACACCCUCAAGACCUGGUAUGAAGAGCAAUCGAACUUUGUCCGGAGCUUGGAUGCCAACCACCUGAUUACGACUGGCGGAGAAGGACAGUUCUUCUGGGAGCAUCCUCUCCAAUAUUGGUUCAAUCACACAUUGGUCAGCGACUAUAACUAUAACGGACAAGCGGGCGAAGACUUCGACCAUGACACGCUCCUAUCGAAUAUCGAUUUUGGAAGCUACCAUAUGUAUCCCCAAUCCUGGUAUCCCGAACUGGACCAUCCCGGUUCUAACUUCACGAUCGAGAGCUGGGGCUUAGACUGGAUCGAUCAACACAUUCAUGCCGCCAACAAGGCGAACAAGCCCCUUAUUUUGGAGGAGUUUGGCGUAAGCGGACUUCAAAACAAGACCACUAUCUACCCCAGUUGGGUGCAGCGCGCUUUGGACACGAAGCACGCCAGCAUCAUGCCAUGGCAAUGGGGUCAGCUUGGCCUCACCGAAGACGGCGGAAACCGCCCCAUCAAGUAUUCUGACGCAAUCGUUGACGGAGCUUCCCCAAACGAUGGCAACACUUUCUAUCCCAAUCAGACUCAAGUCUGGGAUAUCUUCACGAGGGCCGCUAAGAUCCAGAACGCCAGAUCUGGGUAGACGAGAUAAGUGGAUGGUACAAGUACAAAAGAUGACUAUGGUACAGGGAUGCAGUGAAUGCUAAGGAACAUAUGCAACAGAAAACAAGGGACGUCAAAGACCUCCGCUGAUGACAAGCUAUCCGGUUCCCCUCCCCGCUUGCCUCCCAUGCUCGCGACAUGGAUCCUGCUGGUUUUGUGAACAUUCAGUCCCACGUUUCGUCUGAAAAGAUGUAAUGUAGCGCGUACAGCUAUCCCCUGUGCUGAGGCGCCGUCUUGUGCCCAGCCCUUGUAGGCGACAUUGAUUCCCUCGGCGAGUUUGAUAUUUUGGUUGC
This is a messenger RNA of Dichomitus squalens LYAD-421 SS1, 1639 nucleotides long. RefSeq names its product glycoside hydrolase. The transcript is spliced from 20 exons. Bases 25 to 1326 code for a protein of 433 amino acids. Gene Ontology annotation, molecular function: hydrolase activity, hydrolyzing O-glycosyl compounds. Lineage: Eukaryota; Fungi; Basidiomycota; Agaricomycetes; Polyporales; Polyporaceae. The record is from RefSeq and is a predicted model, not a curated record.